AUGAACUACCUGAACCAGCAUAUUCCCAGCCUCCCGGGCGAGGCCGAGUUGGAUGCUGAGGGUAUUCCUUCGGAGUCCAGGGUGAAAGAGCUUGAAAAGCGGAUAGAAGCGCAACAGCGCCAGCAGGCGGAGCUGAUCAGCAGGUUGGCUCAGCAAGAGGCACACCAGCUCCAGCUUCAGAAGGAGCAGCUGAAAGCUCAGGUGCGGACAGACAUGCCAUCUUAUUCAUUGUCGAACGCGAUGAACUCAGCGGACAGCCUUCGGCGUGCAGUGGAAAAGUUUCGCAGCCAUUCUCACGCCAGAGACAGUCGCCCCCAGUCGGAAGAAAGCAGCCCUAGAAGCAACCUGCGGUCGACAUCCGAGGAGACCAUUGUCCUUCAAGGCGAUACUGGCAAUGUGGAGCCCGAUACUGCGUUCAUAAUACCAAAGUACAGACUGGAGAAGGACGUUAAAGCUCGAGUCAAAGGAGACAAGCGACAGACACAAGUGGCAGAGGUGAUAUCUGCAGAGGCCGAGUAUGAAGCAACAGAAGAUAUUGUGAAUCCUGAAGUCAGUGCUAAGAUUGGCCCGAUUCAAAUUGCCAUCCGAGCUUUUAUUUUUGUAGUUGUGCUGGCCAUAGGGAUUUGGGGCUUAGCAGAGAUCAUUCGACGAUAUUCAUGA
Guillardia theta CCMP2712 is the source of this 660-nucleotide messenger RNA. RefSeq lists its product as hypothetical. Lineage: Eukaryota; Cryptophyceae; Pyrenomonadales; Geminigeraceae. The record is from RefSeq and is a predicted model, not a curated record. The transcript is spliced from 2 exons. Bases 1 to 660 code for a protein of 219 amino acids.